CAUUCCUCUGUGUGGGGGGUGCAGCUGCAGGUAUUUGUGUGGGUCCCGCAUUCCUCUGUGUGGGGGUGCAGCUGCAGGUAUUUGUGCAGGUCCCACAUUCCUCUGUGUGGGGGGUGCAGCUGCAGGUAUUUGUGUGGGUCCCACAUUUUUCUGUGUGGGGGGUGCAGCUGCACGUAUUUGUGCAGGUCCCACAUUCCUCUGUGUGGGGGGUGCAGCUGCAGGUAUUUGUACGGGUCCCACAUUUUUCUGUGUGGGGGGUGCAGCUGCAGGUAUUUGUGUGGGUCCCGCAUUCCUAUGUGUGGGGGGUGCAGCUGCAGGUAUUUGUGUGGGUCCCGCAUUCCUCUGUGUGGGGGGUGCAGCUGCAGGUAUUUGUGCAGGUCCCACAUUCCUCUGUGUGGGGGGUGCAGCUGCAGGUAUUUUUGCGGGUCCCACAUUCCUCUGUGUGGGGGGUGCAGCUGCAGGUAUUUGUGCGGGUCCCAC
Messenger RNA from Staurois parvus, 480 nucleotides. The record is from the annotation of a GenBank genome assembly. NCBI's taxonomy places the organism in Eukaryota, Metazoa, Chordata, Amphibia, Anura, Ranidae.